Pectinophora gossypiella (pink bollworm) is the source of this 1702-nucleotide messenger RNA. RefSeq lists its product as uncharacterized. The transcript is spliced from 5 exons. Bases 138 to 1661 code for a protein of 507 amino acids. The record is from RefSeq and is a predicted model, not a curated record. Lineage: Eukaryota; Metazoa; Arthropoda; Insecta; Lepidoptera; Gelechiidae.
UCGCGCACGUAAAGCUAAAUCGCUGUCUCAACGGCUCCGAAGGUUAUAAAUACGGAUUAAUACAACAAGUGGGAUUUGCGUAAUUGACAGUUGAAACCGCGCGAUCAUUCGAUAAACAAACAUAAAAAUGCCUGAAAAUGCUCAUCCGCGUUUCGAAUCUCUACUUUGUACUUAGUUGUAUCGCUAUUCCAUGUUUAUUGGCCAAAACAUUUUCCCUGAACGAGGCAAUUGCCGCGGAAGAAAAGCAAAAACAAAGUCUACAAACUACUUCGCAGUCUAAAGUACUGUCAGAAACACCCGAAAGGUUCCUUCUUAAUAAGGCCCCGAAGUCAAAGACUAAGACGAAGAAAUUUAAAGCAUCAGAAACUCCCGAACGGAUUUAUCUUCAUAAAGGUCUAAAGUCGUUUAAAACGAAGAAGCCUAUUGCAUCAGAAAAUAUAUUCAGCCGACUCAAGAAGGCAUCACCAUUAGAAUACAGAAAAAGAUUUCAAAUUAAAAGCCCUUUGAAGCCGCGAAAAAUAAGAUACUUACCGAAACGGCACAAACGUAGGAAUAAGUAUUUAAAACGAGAGGUCGUCGAAGAUGAAAUACUUAACACAAAAUAUAUACCUCUUCUUAGAAGUCUUAGUAUGCUGUUUGACAAUAUUCUCGACACAGACUCUAGCGAGAGUCACGAAAGCGAGAGAAAUAAGCGCAGGCGACGCUACAAACAGCGAAACGACACCAAUUGCACAUGUAACAAGUCCAAUGCAAACAUUGAAGAAUCUAAGCCGAAAGAAGAGACAACUGUUCCUACCACGACUAUCUUCGAGGUCACGAUUGGCACCGACUCUACUGAGACUUCCACCACGACGGCCUAUAAUCCUACCACUAGUGACGUCAGCAGUUUCCGACACCAUACGGACGUAUCCAUACUACCUACAAGAAAUACCCCUAGCACUGGGGGAGACUAUACUAGAGUCGGUAAGGGAAGCAGCGCCACAUUUCACACAAGCACUGAAAGAAAUAUCACCGGGGAUCAUAGAGAUAGUGAACGUUAUACCGGAAGCGGAGAAGAACACACCAGUACAAAAGAUGAUGAAGAAAAUACCCUCAGUACUACACGAGACGGUGCAAGCAGCGAUGGAUACGGAGGAGGAAUACGCAGAGACGGAGUUCAUACCGGACGUCCAGUCUAUAGAAGAGGACUUGAUGAAACCAACAUUCCCGCAGAAAGCGAAGGCGGCCUUCGAGGAGACCUCUAUGACUCUAAAGGAGAAAAUAACUUCGAAGUUAGAAGAGACCAAACAGAAAGCCCAAAGUCUGUACAACAGUUUAUUCGAGGAGACAGAAAAUUUAUAUCCGAAGAUAGUGUCGACGAUCACACAGAGCCCCUACAGCCCAAAGAAAGUAACGAAAGGGUCGUCCGCGUCGCACACGAGGUCCCCAGUAAUCAGCGACUCGCUGACAGAGAUGGCCCAACUACCACAGAAGAUCAAAAAACUGGUUCAACAAAUGCAGCAGUAAUUUCUAUUAAAGACUUGAGCAAUCCGAUUAUUAUGUUACAGAACAGCCAGAAACAUAAAGCUCCUUUCGUAACUAUUAUUGACGGGUACAGUGUUGCCAGAGACAAAAACGGCGCCAACCAAUUAACGGAGCAAUCAAUACGUUUUCAUUCUUAGAUCUCAAACAUAAACACAUUGUACUGAAUGUAACUUAUAUU